Molecule: messenger RNA, 903 nt
Organism: Notothenia coriiceps (black rockcod)
Lineage: Eukaryota; Metazoa; Chordata; Actinopteri; Perciformes; Nototheniidae
Product: serine/threonine-protein kinase WNK1-like
Exons: 8
Coding region: 1-903 (300 amino acids)
Source: RefSeq, a predicted model, not a curated record
AUGGCGCGCGCCGGAACCAACAACCAGUUUUUACCGCACAUGCGUGAGAUUCAGGCCUUACACUCCCGCCAGAAGGAGGAGAUAGACAGUCUCUUUAUAAAGCUGGGAAAGGUUCCUCCAGCUGCAGUGCUCCCACCAAUUAUAGGCUUGACUGGAAGGAGAAGACGACCUACGAAGAGCAAAUCCUCCAAAUCGUCCAGAACCAGCUCCACGCACAGCAGCAAGAGUCCGUUACAACCAGGCAGCACUUUAUCGGCCCAGAGCGCCCCCACCCUGCCCCCCGGCCCGCUGGCUCUGUUAGCCCCAGGAGGACUUGCCGAAUCGAGCAGCAGUACUCUGCUCCAGCCUCUCAAACCCUCUCCCUCCAGCAACAACGUGUGCUCGGCCUGCACCAGCGACACGGCGCUCUCUGUGCCCAGCCUGUGUGCUCCCACCCCAGGCUGUGUAAAGUUCAGCUGGGGUUCGGAGCGUUUGGCCUUCAAGCCUGGCGGCAGGAGGACGCGCUUUCUGAGGAAGAUGGUGAAAAAAGUGUGCCCCUGCAACCAGCUCUGUAGGACUAACAGCACCAACGCAGUGAGUGGGUCAGGGGGUCUGUGUCAGAGCCAGGGGGGCUCUCAGUCCCUGCCCCCCAGCAUGUCUGCCCCCCACCAGAGGAAAGGAACCUUCACCGAUGACCUCCAUAAACUGGUGGACAACUGGGCCCGAGACGCCAUGAACCUCUCACAGGGGAAGAGGAGUGCCAAACAGCUGCCGCAGGCCCCAGCACAGGGACACAGCUACGAGGUGAGUUUACAAAUACAUGUGAUCAUCAUGGCCUGUCAGGGGCCUCACCUUCAUCUCUUCACAUUAAGUGCACAUGGCGCAGCUGACUAUACAUUCCAGCUUCAUUAUAUGCAUAGAUAA